Messenger RNA from Diuraphis noxia (Russian wheat aphid), 3866 nucleotides. RefSeq lists its product as uncharacterized. The record is from RefSeq and is a predicted model, not a curated record. NCBI's taxonomy places the organism in Eukaryota, Metazoa, Arthropoda, Insecta, Hemiptera, Aphididae.
CAAACCUAACGCCACUGCAUGAGCCACUGCCACCGGCGUAGCGCGUGCGUUGCUCUCUCUCUCUCUCUCUCUCUAGCUCUCUGACUCGCGAUCGGGACGGACCCUGUGCGUGCGACGCGCCCGAUUUAGAUUUUUUUUAAAUCAUAAAAAUAUUAACAAAAACAGUGACAGCGAGAAAAAAAAAUACGUAUCAUCGCGCGYGACUCGACAAAUGUGAUUGACUUUUGAUACUAUUUACUCUAUACUUUUGCACUAUUGAAAAUAUUAUAUUAUAGCYGUAGGUACCUAUUUACACGCGACCGAUUUACAGUCACUUACCGUGAAAAUAUAUUAUAUAUUAUUCGUCAAGCGUGUCUAGUCGCUGGUSAUCGACGUUACUGACCGAUACAUACGGUGGUGCAGGUUGGGAAGAGAGUACUGAAAUGCUGGUAACCCCGAUUGACGUCGUGGAUCAACCCAACGACGAAGAGCGGCGUCGUCAAUCGGAGAAGUUCGAAACCGGUGGUGGAGUCUGUGACAGCCUCGGUGGCGGCCUCGUUGACGAAGGCGGUGGCGGCGGCGGCGGUGGUGAUGGAGGUGGAGGUGGAAAGAAGCACCGUAAGAGGCGGAACCGCCGGAACCGUCAGCGACAACUACAGACCGAAGACAAUCACUUGGCCGAUGUCGAAUCUCUUACACCUCCUAUAGGAUGUGAGGAGUGCGGCCAAAUUACCAAUACGGCUAAGGUCAUUGAAGAAACUACCAAAGACCCAACAGGUGGUGCUGUUGCGGAGGCGGCAACAUCCUUAACGGUGGGUCAAGUAAUCGAAGGUGCUGGUAGUGCUAACGGCGCUAUCUCCACCGAGACCACCACAGAAAACGUUACUAUGGAAGUACAGAUCGACGACGAGAUAGAUGAAGAUGAUGGUGAACRGUAUUCAUCGUAUUCACUGUCAUCGGUGGAGGACGAAAACGUCAACGGCAGUGACGGUAACCGUCAAUCCACUGUAACAAAAGUGACAUGUGAAGAAGACGACAUUUACAAUGACUUAGAAACUCAGACCAAGGACCACAGUUGUAGUAGCGCUGUGAUAGAUUCUACAACUUCACCACCUCCGGACGUCAUAAUGCAUCACAAUCCCGAUGUCAUCAAGCGAAAAGGUUCGCGACGAAGCCGCCGCAAACGUCGUUCAUCCACCACCGCCACGGUGGUUAGUAAUCUAGAUGUCCACAUGACGCCUGUGGUUGGUACGGUAGGCGAAGAGGAACCAUUGGUACCAUCUUCGUCAUUGCCGGCAGAAAUUACUACGGCAAAUACCGUCGAUACCACUAUUACCAUCGUGCCAUUCAAUACAAAUAAUACCAAUAUUGAACAAAACGACGAUACCACUGCCCAAAUCGUUGACAGUAAUGUUGUAGAUACCGGUACGGCAGUGGUAGACAUUACCUUCGCCAAAGACAGCWGUGACCAGUCCACGGCGAAAAAUACACUGCAAACACAACAGCAGCAACAGGACACAUCAUCGAUUUCGGCCGCGGUACAGGAUAUGGUGGGGCCAAUGGUACACAUUGCAGCCACCGUAGCAGCUGUCCAGGAUGUUGAGAGUAGGUUAUUGGAAGACUUUGAGUGGAAGCUCAGCGAGGUGCACCGGCAGUGGAAACGCCGCCUGUCAGAGCACGAACGUAAGUUGGCCGACGAGAUGGCCAAGCGACAGCGUGAGCUGAACGAUGCCAUGGACCAGCGGGCAUUGGAGCUAGCAGAAGAAGCUAUGAAACGUGAACAGAAGAUGGCUGAGGAGAUGGUGGAACACGAGCGGCAUCUUAAGAGCGUAUUGACAAAACGGGAACGAGAUAUUGAGGAUCGGGCUGCGGCGGAGAUAGCCGAACGCAAACGAGAGUUUGAGACGAUGGCCAAGACUGAAGUGGACGCACGGAAACAAACGAUUAUGGCUGAGGCAGAGGCUAAGGUGGCCAAGCGAGAGAAGGAACUUAAGGCUGAGGCGGAGGAGGCGAUAGCGGUAGCAAAACGGGAGCGCCGACUGGCUGCGGUGGAGGCUUCAAAGCGUGAAAGGGACGCUGUGGCGGUGGCGUUGGCGGAGGCCGCGAAGCGAGAACAACAGUUAUUGGCGGACGCGGACAAACGGGAGCGAGACCUCAUUGCUGAGGCCGAUCGUCGACAAUGGGAUAUGGUCGAAAAAGAGGUGGCCAAGGCGGCCAAACGUGAACGCGAACUGCGGGCAGAAUGGGCGGCUCGGGAACGUCAACUGAUCGCGGAGUCUGAGGAACGUGAACAGCGCGCGGUGGAAGCAGCUGAAAGGCAGGUGCGCAGGCAAUGGCGGCAAUGGGAGCGGGACGCGUUGGCCGAAAACAGAAAAUUGCUAGAGGAACAACAGGAACGAGCCGAACGUGAGUUAACCACAGCUCGUACUGCGUGGGAACGGGACAGAACUGACCGAAUCGCCGCCCUGGAAACAAGAUGGACUCAGCGCAUGCAGGAUGCUGUUCAAGCUGAACGGGCUAGGGGAGAGGCGGCAGCGGAAGAGUUGCGACGUACUAGUCAAGAUGAACAGAAGCGAAUUGUGGCCGCUGCAACAGCGGAAGCUGCUGCCGAAGCUUGUCGAAAAGCUCGGGCUGAAGCAGACGCUGAGUUGGUCAAACUGCGGCGAGCUGUAGACACGACAGCGCUGUGGUACGAGGACUUACUAGACGCGGCCCGAGCUGAACGGGACCGAUGUAUAGAAAGGGCCGAAGAAGCAGAACGUAAACAGUUGGAAGCGGAACAGAAUCUGUCGGAAGCGGAAAAUAAAUUAUCAAAUGCUGAAAAUGCCAAAACAAAAGCGGAGAAGAARCUGGCAGAAAUGUCCAGCUGGCUAACAGACAUGGAAAUUAAUUUGGCUUCAGCAAAAAGCGAUCUCGCCAAUUUGGAUAAUCUAUUGGUACAAUCAGUAAAUCGGCAGGCAGAAACUGAGAGCAAGCUGAACGUGGCGGAACAAAAAGUGAUCGAAAUGGAAAAAAAGUUGGCUUCCUGUAUGGCAGUGCAAUCAUCUAAUAACUACCGCGAUGAGAACGAUGAAGAUAGUGAGAAUGAAGACGAUGAUAACCAGGAAGACGAGGACGGUGACGUCGAAAGUACAGCCACUGGUUGUUGUGUGGCCACCGACGAGGAUGACAUAAAUGGAGAGACUGAGCUUAAGAGCUGCUGCGUCCGUGCUGUCAAGAGGCGCGUAGCACAACUGAUUGUGUCACAUGGUCAGCGGAUGGAAGAACAGCGUGAACGGCAUGCGCGACAGAUGCGUCGACAGUUGGAAUUGUUGAUGGACCAACGUCAACAGCAGCAAMGAAAUAACCAUCAACAGAAAAAGCACGAACAACACCACCAGCAGCAGCGGAAUGAUUUAGACGAACAUCAUCAGCAAGAAGUGCAUCAACAACAGCAGCAAAAAGAGCAGCAACAGAGUCAGGAUGAGCAGAACGAGCAAUGGCAACUCCAGCAGCGAAGACGUCGACCCCGCGGGGGUGGGGUUGGUGGAGCAGAAAGAUUAGAAGUAGGCAGUGAUCGCAGACCACAACCGCAUUUGCCACCACCUCCGUGCAGUGGUGUUAGCGGAAGCAGCAAUAGCAGUCGGAGUAGCAGGCGCCGGAACAAGCACCGGCAACAGCAACAGCAACAGAACCCAAACGCAAACCCGAAUGCUCGGGGACCUCCACCACCACCCAGACCGUCCGGGAGACCUACCACAUGACAAACAGUGAACACCAUUGAAUGUUUAUUGUUUGCAUUCAUAUGAUAAUUGUUUCUAUUGCGUGGCGUGUACUUACUUUGUUUAUAAUUAUUUAUUUACGGCUGUAUUUAUUUUUAUUUAUUUAUUUAUUUGGGUCUUUUUUUA